Molecule: messenger RNA, 702 nt
Organism: Exophiala aquamarina CBS 119918
Lineage: Eukaryota; Fungi; Ascomycota; Eurotiomycetes; Chaetothyriales; Herpotrichiellaceae
Exons: 1
Coding region: 31-702 (223 amino acids)
Source: RefSeq, a predicted model, not a curated record
GCCGAGAGUAAUCUUGAGACGGAACACUUGAUGAAGCGGCGGUUUGCUGAACACCUGUAUAACGACGGUCAAAGAAAGAUUUAUCAGGCCCCCUCAUCACAUCUGGGGUUGUUCGCUGCCUCUUAUGUCAUCGCUGGAAGUUGCAUUUUGACCGCUGGUGGGCUAGCCUUCGCAAACCCAGACUACUACGACCCCAGUCGGGACCUUCCCUGGUUUGUCGCAGUUGGAUGCCGGCUGGGAAUAAUGGUCUUCACCGUUGUCGGAGGAUACGCAUUGAUAAGGCCAUUGAACCUGGUUCGUUCAAUAGAUCUAAUCAAGAAGAACGAUACAGUGAAGCUUCUCGUCCAGGUUCGACGCCCUUUGCCCUUCCUACGGCCCAAAGGACACAUUGUCGACCCAUUCAAUCUGCAAGUAAAACGAACAUACGCGAGACCGUUUGAAUCGGAGUUUGAAUCGUUUGAGGAACCACAAUCUGCUCAAGCCUCUAAGAGCCCCGGGAACCCACUCUCCUACAUUGCUCAGGCAAUCAGCAAAGGAAUUUACUAUCCCUUCAUCUCCGUGCGAAAAUUGAUGGCUUGGGAUGGCAUUAUGAGUAUCGACCUCGUUGAAGGAGAAGAGAUGACAAGGUGUAAACUGGACACCACUGGGCGAUGGUCCAAUAAUGGCCAAGAUUUUAUCAAAAUGUCUGUUGUUGCGCUUUGA